Solanum tuberosum (potato) is the source of this 1832-nucleotide messenger RNA. Its product is annotated as cytokinin hydroxylase-like. The transcript has 4 exons. Lineage: Eukaryota; Viridiplantae; Streptophyta; Magnoliopsida; Solanales; Solanaceae. The coding region runs from base 84 to 1625 and encodes 513 amino acids. Gene Ontology annotation, molecular function: monooxygenase activity; iron ion binding; heme binding. The record is from RefSeq and is a predicted model, not a curated record.
UUUUUCCAUUUUACUAAUCAAACUUGAAAAUUCAUUAUUCAUCAAGCUAGUUAUUAUUUUAUAUUGAGAGAGAGAAAAAAAACAUGGAAUUCAUCCAAUUUGCAAGCAUGUUAGGCAUGUUCACAAUUUUGUGUGUGUUAUGUAAAGUUUUAUAUUCUUGGUGGAUUAUGCCUAAACUCAUGUAUAGGAAACUUAAGGCAAAUGGAUUUGAGGGACCAACCCCUAAUUUUCCACUUGGGAAUAUUAACGACAUGAAGAAAGAGCUAAUGAUGAAGAAAACUUCUUUUACUCCUUCAUCUUCUUCUGUUAAUGAUAUUAGCCAUGAUAUUCAUUCAUUGGCAUUUCCUUACUUUGCUACAUGGCAGAAAUUGCAUGGAAAAGUAUUUACAUACUGGCUAGGAACAGAACCAUUUGUCUACAUUGCUGACCCAGAAUUUAUCAAGAAGAUGUCUGCUGGAGUUAUGGGUAAAACUUGGGGAAAACCAACAGUGUUUAAAAGGGAUAGAAAAGCCAUGUUUGGGAAAGGACUUGUUAUGGUAGAAGGAGAUGAAUGGGUUAGACACAGGCAUAUUAUUACUCCUGCUUUUACCACAGCCAACGUGAAGGGGAUGGCAAGCUUAAUGGCGGAUUCCGCCACACACAUGCUAGACCGUUGGGCUACACUCAUCGAUUCUGGGAACGCGGAAAUCGAUGUAGAGUCCGAAAUCAUAAAUACAGCAGGAGAAAUCAUCGCAAAGACAACCUUCGGUAUUAGCUACGAAGAAGGCGAAAAAGUAUUCAAAAAAUUAAGAAACAUGCAAGUCACACUAUUCAAGUCUACGCGUUAUGUAGGGGUACCGUACGGAAAUCAAAUAAUGUGUCUAAAAGAGACCUUAAAAGCCAAUAAUCUAGGCAAGGAGAUCGAUUCGCUCCUCAUUUCAAUUAUUGAGGAGCGAAAAAAGACAAGUGUUGAUCGUACAGAGCACGAUCUUCUGAGUCUUCUACUAGCGGGGAAUGGGAGGAUGUUGAGUACGAGGGAAAUGGUGGAUGAAUGUAAAACGUUUUUCUUCGGAGGACAUGAGACCACCGCGCUGGCUCUCGCGUGGACUUUGUUGCUGCUGGCACAGCAUCCGGAGUGGCAAACUCAGCUCAGAGAGGAAAUCAAACAAGUGAUGGGUGAUGGUGAAAUAGAUGUCACUAAGCUUGUUGGUCUUAGGAAGAUGGGAUGGGUGAUGAAUGAAGUACUAAGACUAUACUCACCAGCACCAAAUGUACAGAGGCAAGCUAGAGAAGACAUUCAAGUGGAUGACUUGGUCAUCCCUAAUGGAACAAAUAUGUGGAUUGAUGUGGUGUCCAUGCAUCAUGACAAGACACUUUGGGGUGAAGAUGUGAAUGAGUUCAAACCAGAAAGGUUUAAGGAUGACAUCCAUGGUGGAUGUAAACAUAAGAUGGGAUUUAUGCCUUUUGGUUUUGGAGGAAGGAUGUGCAUUGGUAGGAAUUUGACUAUGAUGGAGUACAAGAUUGUCUUGUCCUUAAUCUUGACAAGGUUCUCCUUUUCCAUUUCACCUAACUAUAAACACUGCCCCUCUAUCAUGCUUUCUCUUCGACCCACACUUGGAUUACCUCUUAUACUCCAACCACUUUAAUUUAGCAUAUUAGAAUAAUCAGCAAACUAGUACCUAGUUAAGCUCUGAGAGUUAGCCAAAUCUGUCUGAAUUUUGGUUUUGUACUCUUACUAUACUUUGUUUUUUAAAAAAAAACUUUACACGGGAGAAUGAGGAGCAAUGGCUUACAGAAGUAUACCUCAUUUUCCAGGAGUCGAAUUCAUGUACUGAUUAUAUCAUCAAAGUGAA